Ostertagia ostertagi is the source of this 279-nucleotide messenger RNA. The record is from the annotation of a GenBank genome assembly. Lineage: Eukaryota; Metazoa; Nematoda; Chromadorea; Rhabditida; Trichostrongylidae.
AUGGACAACCAAGCGAAAAAAAUUGUAACCAAAUCGUCUACAUUGGAGAGAAGAACACAACAACUGGCGAUCAAGGAGCGUAAGAAUGGAUUAAUCGCAGAUGAUGGCAGUCUCCAAGGAGAUACUCAAAGAACAGACGAGUGCCGUCCGGAAAUCAGAGCUGGCGACAAGGAUCGGACUGAAGAAGUCUCGACGCCAAAUGUCACGCCCGCACUGAGUAACCGAAUUGAGAAGUUUGUAUCCUACGCCGAAUUGGAGAUGGGAUUCUCCAGAUGGUAA